Molecule: messenger RNA, 2025 nt
Organism: Mesocricetus auratus (golden hamster)
Lineage: Eukaryota; Metazoa; Chordata; Mammalia; Rodentia; Cricetidae
Gene: Rnf227
Product: ring finger protein 227
Exons: 2
Coding region: 88-663 (191 amino acids)
Biological process (GO): protein ubiquitination
Molecular function (GO): ubiquitin protein ligase activity
Source: RefSeq, a predicted model, not a curated record
GCCCCAGGCCCCAGCCCAGGCCCAAGGAGGGCCGCUCGUUCUGUCUUCUAGCCUCCGCAGGAUCGACGUCCUCGGGUCACAGCGGUCAUGAUGCAGCUCCUGAUGAGGGUGCCUUCUCUUCCCGAGCGGGGUGAGCUGGACUGCAACAUCUGCUACCGACCCUUCAACCUCGGGGCCCGCGCGCCCCGCCGCCUGCCCGGCACGGCGCGCGCCCGCUGCGGCCACACACUGUGCACCGCUUGCCUGCGCGAGCUGGCGGCGCGGGGAGACGGCAGCCGCACGGCCGCGCGCGUGGUGCGCCUGCGCCGCGCUGUCACGUGCCCAUUCUGCCGCGCGCCUUCCCCGCUCCCGCGCGGCGGCGUCGGGGAGAUCGCGCUAGACCCCGACUUAUGGUCACGGUUGGAGGAAAAGGCGCGGGCUGAGCGUGAACGAGACCCGAUGGGGAGCCCGGCCAAGGAAAGCGCAGACAACGGAGAGGACGACGACGGGGAAGACGACCGCGAGAAGGGGGCGGGACCUACAAGUGCGGGUUGGCGCGCGCUACGCCGAAUCGUGGACAGGGUCCUGGCGCCGGCGCGCCGCUUGCGGCGUCCGUUGCCUAGCAAUGUGCUCUACUGUCCAGAGGUCAAGGACAUUGCCCACAUGACCCGCUGCACGCUGUAACGGAAGAACCUGGAAGCUAUGGCAGAAGGCAGGUGGGAGCAGCAUCUUCGGGUGUGCACUACUUCAAAGGCUUGAUGUGAAGACUGCCCCCUCUGAUGCUGGAAUUGGUACGUUCCUGAUGGAGUUGAACAGAAAGUACCCUAGGUGGUGUGAACUUUGAGUGAUGGAGGCUCCUAAGACUGUGUCGGCUUUACAUUGUGUUUGGAUGGAAGUGGCCAAGGGAUAAUAGAAACAAAUCGUACCAUAAUGUGGGAAGAAAACAUACAAAGCUAUAUAGCUUUGGUGUUCAUUCAGGGAGACUAUGGUUUAAGAAACAGAUCCUACUUUAGCAGUGGCCAAUGGUUGGAAAUGUUUACUUAAAAAGAUUCUGGACUGGGAUAAGCUAAUUAUCACGCCAGUCCCACUUAACCUGGUUAUGUGUGUAUGCUGGCAUGCUAUCUUCCCACUCUUGGUUCCUUGUUCCAGAAAUUACUGAGUUGCCUCCCUGAUUAUGAUUGGAAGCUUGCAUACACAGUCUCCCUUCAGCAUAAGGCAGGUAUGAAAAUGUCCAAGGGGCGUUCAUGUGAGGCCUUAAUUAAGGUUUAUCAGGGAUGGGUAAGCCAUUUGAUAAAGGAGUCAAAAUUUAACCUCUAUCUGUUAUCUUUACAGACUGUAACAAUACUGAAAAAAAAAAGAUGCUCACAUAAUUUUAAGUUUGUGUCCCAUAAUGGGACAUUGCUUAUUAUAUGUGAUUAGUUCUGUUUUAAAGUCCUGUAAAUAUCUUACUAUAGACUUAACAAGACCAGCAAUGUUGGUCUCACAGCUUGCUAGAAGUGCAGAAUUUCAGGACCCCAGUCCACAUUCCCUGACUACAUUUUCAGAAUCCCAGGCAAUCCAUGUGUAAGAAGCAUGGUUCGUUCAGUUCUUAGUCACCCUGGGAUGUCAUCAUCAUCAUCUGUGGGUGGAACCAUUAAAACACUAAUGACACCCUACUUUAAAGUGACAUUCUAUUGUGAAAGAAAACAUGUUUUUUCUGAGCUAAAAAUGUGAAUUUACAAUAGUCCUCAGUUUUCAGAGGUCUUUAAGAACUUUUUAUUGACAAAUAGUGUCUAGUUAUAGAGUGUAAACCUCCACUUUAAAAAAUAUUUUGUCGUUUUUCUGUCCUUAAUUUCAUCUUAAUUCCCUUUUGGAGGCCAGUGUGUAAUGUGCCUUAUUGUCAUAUUUCUGUAUGUGUUGUCAAAAUGAAUGCUAUAUUUGUUUUGUAAUGUUUUGAGUGUUUCCAGAGCCAAUAGCAGUGUUAAUGUAUAAUAUGUACUCUAAAAAUGUUUGCUGAAUAAUCUGUUUUUAAUGUUAUAUAAAAAUAAAGUAUCUGGGCUCACUCAA